AUGAUCUUGGGCGACGGGUGCUUGUCAGGUGGCCCGUUGCCGAUAUCAAUGGCGCAAAAGAAAAUCAUGGCCACUGUGGGAAUUAGGAAAGUCAUCGAUGUCGUGGAUGACCGCAUGUUAAUUUUUGAUCCGCCUGAAACUAACCCCAUUGCCAAGAUGCAACGCAAUGCCUUCCCCAACAGCUUCAAAGGCUCGCGCAUAAGAGAACACAAGUUUGUGUUUGAUCGGGUAUUCAAUGAAGACGCUACGCAGAAUGAGGUGUAUUUGAGUACAACUCGACCCUUGUUGGACCUGGUGCUAGAUGGGUAUAACGCGACGAUUUUUGCUUACGGCGCAACCGGAUGCGGCAAGACCCACACCAUUGUUGGCACCACGGAAAGCCCCGGGGUCAUCUUUUUGACGAUGAAGGAGUUGUACGAGCGGAUUAAUGAAAUGCAAGAUCGCAAAAUCGUCGACGUGAGCUUGUCGUAUCUUGAGAUUUACAAUGAAACUAUACGGGACUUGUUGGCGCCCAAGACGGAUUUCAAGCGGUUGGUGAUUCGCGAAGACUCCAAUCAGAAAAUCUCCGUUUCCAACUUGUCCUGUCAUAGACCUGAGUCUGUCGAUGAAGUUAUGCAUUUGAUUUUGCAAGGGAAUACGAAUCGCACUUCGAGUCCCACCGAGGCCAAUGCUACCUCGAGUAGAUCGCAUGCUGUAUUGCAGAUUAACGUGGUGCAGAAGAAUCGCACCGGUGACAUCAAGGAAGAGCACACGUUUGCCACCUUGUCUAUUAUUGAUCUCGCGGGCAGCGAACGUGCAGCAGCCACAAAGAAUAGAGGCGCGAGAUUGAACGAGGGGGCAAACAUCAACAAGUCCUUGUUGGCGUUGGGCAACUGUAUAAAUGCCUUGUGUGACCCGCGGCGGCGGAACCACGUGCCUUAUCGAGAUUCAAAAUUGACGCGAUUGCUCAAGUUUUCCCUUGGCGGUAACUGCAAAACCGUGAUGAUUGUAUGUGUCUCGCCGAGCAGCCACCACUAUGAUGAGACUUUGAAUACGCUCAAAUAUGCCGACCGAGCAAAAGAGAUCAAAACUAAGGUGAUGAGAAAUCAGCAGAAUUUAGAUCGCCAUGUUGGCUCAUAUUUGAAGAUGAUUACGGAACAGAAACAGGAGAUUGAAGAGUUGAGGGCAAGGGAGGGGAAAGUUGUCGAAGCUGAUCGUGAGAGGCAAAAGAGGCUUGGGCAAGUUGCUCAUACGUUGCUUCAGGAGUGCAUUGCUUCUAUUAAGCGGAGUUUGAGUAGACAUUCGCAAGAACGAUGCAAGAGAUGCUUACUUUUAGCUAAACGGAAGCUACUAUUGAUUCAAAAAGUCGAGAUUGAGCAGUUGCUACUGAGCAGCUCUGAGAUAGUUAUGCAGCUGCAACCACAGCUGCUGCAGGAGAUGGUUACAAUUUUCAACUUGUGCGAGCAAAUUGUGUCCAAAGUUGAUGUACAAGUCCAGGAGAUUGAAGAGCUAUACACUCUGCAAUAUGAAAUUGACUACAUCUUGAGCGAAUCUGCCAUGCAGACCCUUUUGCGAAACCAAAACGAAGAAGGAUGGUCUGAGUUCCACACCACGAUAUACUACCAAUCCAUUGAAGCAUUAAAGAGGCAGGUUCACGUGGACCAACUAGUCAAGUCGCUGGCGUUGUUUGACCAAUUGAUUUCCUCGAUGCGGGAAUAUUUGUAUUUGCCGAGACUGCUUUCAGGUCCAGUCCCACCGCAGCAGAUGAUUGCCAUGUUGGAGAAUCUCGUGAAUGGGGAUUUCGAAACGCAAUUGCAGUUGCAUGCUAAUGAAUAUAUGCGAGAACACGAUUGGUUCCUGCAAUUGGCCGAUGAUUUUGCCAUCCCCAUGAUCCACUUGCAAGAACAAGAUCCGAAUCUAUAUGGCUCUCAACCAGCCAAAAAGCCAAGAAUAUCCAAUUUGAACCCGAACUUGAACAGCUCACCUACAAAUAAUGUCAACAAGACAAGCAAGCCGCCACUAAAGCGAAUCAAGUCCUCGCCAACUCGCAAGUUUAAAAAAUUGCACUUCAAGCCGCAGCUGAGUUUACAACUGGACCACGGUGACGGCGGUUCAAAUCGACCUCCUACUGCUGCUGCCACGGCACAGCAAUUUGCAACUGGCGAUGCCAUGGAUUCAAGUCUAGACGAAGUUGUAAUGCAAGAUACUUCCACAAUAGCCAUGCUAGAUGACCCCAUCAACCAUUCACCCAGCAUCAAACGCGUCUCUUUUUCCGAUUUAGACCUCAAGUUCAACCCGCAAUUGGAAUCGCCUCCAUCACCUCCAAAGUUAAAAACUCAAUUGAAGCGAAGUAGUCUCAGUCGUAAAUUGACGCACGACUUACGACAGGGCAAAAUGUCGAAACUGGAUGACGCAUCAAGUCGAGAUCAAGUGGUUGAAAAUGAUGAUUCUCAGUCUACGAUCUCAUUGACUGAGCUGAAGAUGCCAUUAUUGGAUACCCUGGCAGCCUCCAAGAUUGCAACUACAUUGGACUAG
Lodderomyces beijingensis is the source of this 2514-nucleotide messenger RNA. The record is from the annotation of a GenBank genome assembly. NCBI's taxonomy places the organism in Eukaryota, Fungi, Ascomycota, Pichiomycetes, Serinales, Debaryomycetaceae.